Pteropus alecto (black flying fox) is the source of this 1291-nucleotide messenger RNA. RefSeq names its product chromosome unknown C1orf56 homolog (gene CUNH1orf56). The record is from RefSeq and is a predicted model, not a curated record. NCBI's taxonomy places the organism in Eukaryota, Metazoa, Chordata, Mammalia, Chiroptera, Pteropodidae. Gene Ontology annotation, biological process: regulation of cell population proliferation. The coding region runs from base 94 to 1185 and encodes 363 amino acids. The transcript is spliced from 2 exons.
ACCCGGCAGGUCGAGAGCCCAAGGGAGGGAGAGGAGGUGGGAGCCCCGGCCUCGGUCGCUGGCCUCCCUCCCAGCCCCACACGGCCUAGCCCCAUGGUCCCCGCCGCCGUUGCGCUGCUCUGGGCCCUGCUGCUGAGUCUGGGGCCCCGGGCGGCGGCGGGGGCCCAAGGCCUGACUUCGACCAGCACGCAGCCGGUCAGUUUCCGCCCCAGGAGCCCGAUGACCCAAAACGACUGGUCCACCGCCCGGACCAGUGUUUCCCCGAAGAGUACGGUCAUCAUAGAGGACGAGGAUGACAUGGUGGCCGCUGCCGACCGCCUGGCAGGCCCAGCUGCUGCCGAGCUCUUGGCCUCCACGGUGUCCACGGACGUCAGCGGGUCGCAUUCGUGGGACCGGGAGGACGGCUCUUUGGAAGAGGGGGUUGUGAUUAACGCGGACAAGAACAGCUCGCGAUCAGAGGUUGUCAGUACCGUCUCCAGCACAGCGACGGAGUCCAGCUCCAGGUUCCCGGCGAACGUGCAGGAGGCGGAGUACAGGCUGACCACCAACAUGGCGCCCUUCACGGGCAAGUCCACUGACGACCUGCUGCUCACCGGCAGCAGCCUGACCAAGUGGACCACGGCGGGGGCCACCCCCAGACGCUGGCCGCAGUACUCGUCCACAGCCAUGCCGCCUCCCGAGAACCUGCGGCUGAUGCUCAUGCCCUGGGGCCCGUGGCACUGCCACUGCAGGUCAGGCACCAUGAGCCGGUCCCGGGCUGGGAAGCUGCAGGGCCUUUCGGGGCGCCUCCGAGUUGGGGCGCUGAGCCAGCUCCGCACGGAGCACCGGCCUUGCACCUACCAUCAGUGCCCUUGCGACCGGCAUCGUGAGGAGUGCCCCCUGGACUCGGGCAUCUGUUCUGGCACCGGCUGCGCCACUCAGAGCCGCGUCGCCACCGCCGGCACCGCCACCGGCACCGGCACCACCACCACCACCACGACGACUACGACCACCACGACCACCACGACCACCACGACCACCCUACCCCCGCUCAGCCAGAGACUCAGACCCACCCCGCUGCACCUCCUGGGCCCCAGCGCCGCCCUUGAUUUUUGGAGGCGGGUCAGGAUUGGGCUGGAGGAUAUUUGGAACAGCCUCUCUUCCGUGUUCGCACAGAUGCAACCAAUAGACAGAAACCGGAGGUAAUGGCCACCGAGCUGCAAGAAGCGUCAGAAUCUCGCCCUCCCCUCCCCCUUCAAUCUCAGCACCCACUGGGUAUUUUUAGUACAGAAAAACAAAACUAGAAAAAACA